AUGGCUCUCAACAGAUGCCUUACUCGCCAGCUUCGGCAUGAGCUCCUCCCGCAAGCUCAGCAGCUGGCGCCUCGAGCGAGCAAACGUACGUUCAUUGCGUCGAGCUCGGCGACUUUGCAAAAGACGACCGUCUCCCGCUCUAAGUAUGUGCGACCGUUCUCGGCAUGUGCCGCGGCGAGGCAAGUAGCUGCAGCCCAGGCAAUGCCAAGCGCGAAAGCGUACCUAGAGUCCGGCGCAGUGUCUCCGGGCCAGAACAAGGUCGAUGUUAAGAAAGUGCUGGUUAUUGGCUCAGGCGGACUGGCCAUUGGACAGGCUGGCGAGUUCGAUUAUUCAGGCUCGCAGGCGUUGAAAGCAUUGAAGGAGGAGGGCGUGCAGUCGGUGCUGAUCAACCCGAACAUUGCUACCAUCCAAACCGCCCACGUGCUGGCGGAUGAGGUCUACUACCUCCCAGUUACGCCGGAGUACGUCACGUAUGUGAUUGAGAAGGAGAGGCCGGAUGGCAUCUUCUUGUCGUUCGGCGGGCAGACGGCACUGAACCUUGGUGUGCGCAUGGACAAGAUGGGCAUCUUUGAGCGCUACGGCGUGAAGGUUUUGGGCACAAGCACAAAGACGUUGGAGACGAGCGAGGACAGAGACCUGUUCGCGAAGGCGCUGCAGGAGAUCAACAUACCUAUCGCAGAGAGCAUUGCUGUCUCCAGCAUUGACGAAGCUCUCGACGCUGCAGAGAAGGUUGGGUAUCCGAUCAUCGUCCGCGCCGCCUACGCACUCGGUGGUCUCGGGUCUGGCUUCGCGGACAACGCCGAUGAGCUGCGUGACUUGGCUGCACGCUCUUUGACGCUUUCGCCUCAGAUUCUGGUGGAGAAGUCGCUCAAGGGCUGGAAAGAGGCGGAGUACGAAGUCGUGCGAGACGGCGCGGACAACUGUAUUACUGUUUGCAACAUGGAGAACUUCGACCCGCUGGGUGUCCACACCGGUGACAGUAUCGUGGUGUCGCCUUCGCAGACCUUCAGCGACGAGGAGUACCACAUGCUUCGAACGGCCUCCAUCAAGAUCGUCCGCCACCUUGGAGUUGUCGGAGAAUGCAAUGUCCAGUACGCCCUCCAACCAGACGGUCUCGACUAUCGUGUGAUUGAGGUCAACGCUCGCUUGUCUCGAUCUUCCGCCCUCGCUUCCAAGGCUACCGGCUACCCUCUCGCAUACACAGCAGCCAAGAUUGGUCUUGGCUACGAUCUGCCCAACUUACCGAACGCCGUCACGCGCACCACCACGGCCAACUUCGAGCCUUCACUCGACUACAUCGUCACGAAGAUACCGCGCUGGGAUCUUUCCAAGUUUCAGAAUGUCAACCGCUCGAUCGGCUCAUCAAUGAAGUCUGUCGGAGAAGUCAUGGCUAUUGGCCGGACUUUCGAAGAGAGCUUCCAGAAGGCCAUUCGCCAGAUCGAUCCAAGAUAUCUGGGCGUGCAGGGCGACGAUUUCGACGACUUGGAUGAGGUGUUGAAGAACCCCACUGAUCGCCGCUGGCUCGCUGUCGGCCAAGCAAUGCUGCACGAAGGCUACACCGUCGACCGCGUCCACGAACUCAGCAAGAUCGACAAAUGGUUUCUCUACAAGAUCCAGAACAUUGUCGACUGCACACACGAGCUCGAGGACAUUGGUUCUCUCUUCGGCGUGAAGAAGGAGCUGAUGCUGAAGGCAAAGAAGCUUGGUUUCAGCGACAAGCAGAUCGCGAAGGCGGUCAACAGCUCCGAAGACGACGUCCGUGCCAGGCGUAAGAACUUUGGCAUCCGGCCAUGGGUGAAGAAGAUCGAUACACUUGCUGCGGAGUUUCCGGCAGAUACCAAUUACCUCUACACGACCUAUAAUGCGAGCACGCAUGAUAUCAAGUUCGAUGAUCAUCCGAUUGUGGUGCUGGGAAGUGGCGUGUACAGGAUUGGCAGCUCGGUGGAGUUUGACUGGUGUGCCGUUAACGCUACGCUGAGUCUGAAGGCGCUGGGCAAGAAGACGGCGAUGAUCAACUACAAUCCGGAGACUUACAGCACCGACUUCGACGUACCGGAUCGACUGUACUUCGAGGAGCUAAGCUACGAGCGUGUGAUGGACAUCUACGAGCUCGAAAGCGCGACGGGCGUCGUCGUCUCAGUAGGCGGGCAGUUACCGCAGAACAUUGCAUUGAAGCUACAAGAGACCGGCAAAGCGAGAGUACUUGGCACUGACCCUAAGGACAUCGAUAAGGCAGAAGACCGGCACAAGUUCUCGCAGAUCCUGGAUUCGAUUGGUGUUGAUCAGCCGGCGUGGAAGGAGCUUACCUCGUAUGAAGAAGCGAAGCAAUUCGCGGACUCCGUUAGCUAUCCGGUGCUAGUCAGGCCAUCCUACGUCCUUUCCGGUGCAGCCAUGACAGUCAUUCGCACCGAGGGGGAGCUCGAAGAGAAGUUGACCGCUGCUAGCAACGUCUCCCCAGACCAUCCAGUUGUCAUCACCAAGUUCAUUGAGGGUGCUCAGGAGAUCGACGUUGACGCUGUCGCUUCGCAUGGCAAUCUGCUCAUUCACGCCGUUAGCGAGCAUAUCGAGAACGCGGGUGUCCACUCCGGAGACGCUUCACUCGUCCUUCCUCCGGCCAGUCUCUCCGAGCGAACGAUCGAUCGCUGCAAGGAGAUCGCAGAGAAAGUUGCCAAAGCGUGGAAUAUCACCGGGCCUUUCAACAUGCAAAUCAUCUCUGCCAGGGAUCCCGAAGGCGGUGAAGAUCUGCUGAAGGUCAUUGAAUGCAACCUCCGCGCCUCGCGCUCUUUCCCAUUCUCCAGCAAGGUGUUAGGAACGAACUUUAUCGACGUUGCCACAAGGGCAUUGCUGGAUAAGGAUGUCCCUGAGCCCACGGACCCGAUGAAGGAGAAGCGGGACUAUUUGGCGGUGAAGGUACCGCAGUUCUCUUGGACACGUCUCGCAGGUGCUGACCCGUACUUGGGCGUUGAGAUGGCAAGUACCGGCGAGAUGGCGUGCUUCGGCAAGGACCUUGUGGAAGCCUACUGGACGGCCAUGCAAAGCACGAUGAACUUCCGCUUGCCGCUGCCGGGUGAGGGUUUACUGUUUGGUGGUGACACCGAGACUCCGGAUUUGGCGCGGAUUGUGGACUACCUCGUCCCCUUGGGCUACAAGUUCUACGCUGCUAACGAUGCGGUCAAGCAGCACUUGGAGAAGAGCAGCAAGGACGGCAGUGUCAAUGUUGAAACAAUCGAGUUCCCGAAGGAGGACAAGAGAGCGUUGAGGGAGGUGUUCCAGAAGUACGAUAUCCGCGGCGUGUUCAACCUUGCCAAGCGAAGGGCAAGCAGUAUGGUUGAUGAGGAUUAUGUGAUGAGGAGGAAUGCUGUGGACUUUGGCGUCCCGCUUUUCAUGGAGCCAAGGACUGCUGUGCUAUUCGCGCAGUGCAUGAGUGAGAAGCUGCCGAAGCCUGAAGGCGUUAUACCACCUGAGGUGAGGAGAUGGUCGGAGUUCAUUGGUGGCAAGCCUUUGUAA
Molecule: messenger RNA, 3507 nt
Organism: Baudoinia panamericana UAMH 10762
Lineage: Eukaryota; Fungi; Ascomycota; Dothideomycetes; Mycosphaerellales; Teratosphaeriaceae
Exons: 2
Coding region: 1-3507 (1168 amino acids)
Biological process (GO): 'de novo' pyrimidine nucleobase biosynthetic process; UTP biosynthetic process; L-citrulline biosynthetic process
Cellular component (GO): cytoplasm; cytosol
Molecular function (GO): aspartate carbamoyltransferase activity; dihydroorotase activity; ATP binding
Source: RefSeq, a predicted model, not a curated record